Molecule: messenger RNA, 1532 nt
Organism: Orbicella faveolata
Lineage: Eukaryota; Metazoa; Cnidaria; Anthozoa; Scleractinia; Merulinidae
Biological process (GO): signal transduction
Molecular function (GO): protein binding
Source: RefSeq, a predicted model, not a curated record
AUGUCUGCCACGUAUCAGACUCUGACGCUCGUAAUUUGCAACAAAGGGAGUGACAAAAAUAGUCGACUGCAAACUACAGGUUUUCAUCGAAUGCGAAGUUAGAUCAGGAAGCAGAUUGCACCCUUAACCACUAUACCAGACUAACGGACCGCUGAGGUGAGCCUUUGAACGAAACAAGAAAGUAAACAAGCUUAACGGGAAGAAGUGGUUGCUGCUUGCAUUGAACGACCGAUUAACCGGAUCACGAUGCAACGAUGUCUGAGCGGAAAAAAUAUCAUGUUCGAGAAAUUCCUGGAAUCGCUCGAGGUUUGCCAAGAUAACGGGAUGUUUAAGAAACACGAUAACCUUGUCUGAAUAGCAAUUCACUAUUUUGAGGGAAGAGGGGAUUUUAUCAAAGCUUUCGUCUUGAAGAUAAAAUCAGCAACCUACCGAUAUAACUGGAAACAGGCUAAGAGACUGCUUGUUUCGGUUAUAACAUCUCACCUUCCAGUCGAAUAUUCGGAUGUCAUAAAAGCAAUAGCCUACUACUCACUUGUGGGUCACAUGAGAAGAAAAGAAAGAUACAGAAAGUCAAAAACAAAUCAGUUGUUAAAACUUCUUAAACGUAGCGAAUAUCUAUGCGCAAUUACGACUUGCCUGAGAAUUGGGCUGAGCUCUACCUGAACUACGGCUGCGUUUGGAUGGAUUACAUGAGCAAUCUUCCGCUUGACAAGAGAAAAGUUGUACUAGAGAUAGUGAUGGAGUGCUUUCGCACAGCCAUCUGUUACAGCAACCAAGAUCAUCGGAGGAGAGUUCGGAUGAAAAUACAAAGCCAGGUCCACCUCAUGGUUGUAAUGAUAUACCUAGAUUAUUAUUCAAACUUCGCACUGGCUCAAGAAAACCACAUUCCACCAAAUGAUAUUAAAGAAGCUGAAAACCACCUUCGCAUUAUCCAGUCCAAUUUCAGUGACACUAUCCCCAUGGCUACAAGGAUCCUUCUUAUGAAGACCCAAUCAGAUCUGUUUUAUCACAAGGGACAAUACCAACUAGCCAAAGAAAAGGCUGAGGAUGCUUUCAAGUGCGCUUCCCGCCUUGGCUUCAACACAGAGUUGAACACCUUGCAAGAAAGAAUAGAUUUCUGUCAAAAGAAACUUGAAACAGUAUGCGACCAGAUAUUGUCAGUUGAUGUUUUCGAAGAUUAUAGCACUCUUCAGGAUACACAGCAGGAAAUUGAAGGUAUACUGCAAAUCAACCAAGACACAAACAAGGUGGUUAAGGAAGUUUUCAAAACUCAACAAGAGGUACUUCUGAAGCAACAAGAAACUGCUGAAAAAGUACACCAGACCCAACUAGAAGAUUGUGACACACUUCAGGAUAUACCGCAAGAGAUCCAAGCCCAGGGCCUUAGGGCUGAAGCUGCCUUUAAAGAAGCCAUGGAAAAAGGAAGUGUAGAAGUUUACCAUGGUCUCUUAGAAUGCUACGGAACAGUAUCCAGCUCUUCAAGUUUAACAUUCCUUCUGAAGAGAUUCCUCUAUCCUUACACAGAGUAUUAA